GUUUCAUAUACAGCUGUUUUGUUUCUAUAGACUCUGCUUAAAUGGAAGCCACUUCUGGGAACUUGAUGGUCUCUACUGACAUAGGCUUUGCGUAGCAGCUGUGCCACCCCAGAGAUUGCAAUGAGUGGAGGAGGGGAACAGCCAGAUAUUCUUACUGUGGGGAUAUUGGUAAAAGAAAGAUGGAAAGUGAUAAAGAAGAUUGGAGGUGGAGGAUUUGGAGAAAUUUACGAUGCAAUGGACAUACUUACUCGAGAGAACGUUGCACUGAAGGUCGAGUCAGCACAGCAGCCAAAGCAAGUUCUGAAAAUGGAAGUAGCUGUGUUGAAAAAACUGCAAGGGAAAGAUCAUAUUUGUCGAUUCGUAGGCUGUGGAAGGAAUGACAGAUUUAAUUAUGUGGUCAUGCAAUUGCAGGGGCGGAAUUUGGCAGAUUUGCGUCGAAGCCAAACUCGAGGGACUUUCACAAUUAGUACAACAUUACGUCUUGGGAAGCAAAUUCUGGAGUCUAUCGAGAGCAUUCAUUUGGUGGGAUUUUUACACAGAGAUAUUAAACCAUCUAAUUUUGCUAUGGGACGCUUUCCUAGUACUUGGAGGAAGUGUUAUAUGCUGGAUUUUGGCUUGGCACGUCAGUUUACAAACUCAUGUGGGGAUGUCAGACCACCCCGAGCUGUUGCCGGUUUUAGAGGUACAGUGCGGUAUGCAUCAGUCAAUGCUCACCGAAAUAGAGAGAUGGGACGUCAUGAUGAUCUUUGGUCUUUGUUUUACAUGUUGGUGGAGUUCGUGGUUGGACAACUGCCCUGGAGGAAAAUUAAAGACAAGGAGCAAGUAGGCUCUAUAAAAGAGAGAUAUGAUCACCGGCUGAUGCUGAAACAUCUCCCUCAAGAAUUUAACAUCUUUUUAGAUCACAUUUCUUCUUUAGACUAUUUUACUAAACCUGACUACCAGCUUCUCAUGUCCGUUUUUGAUAACAGUAUGAAGAAUUUUGGGGUGACAGAGAGUGAUCUGUUUGAUUGGGAAAAGAGUGGGGCUGAUGGUUCUCUUACCACCACCACCACUUCAACUACUCCUCAGCUACAUACUCGACUGACCCCAGCUGCUAUAGGAAUUGCCAAUGCUACACCAAUACCAGGAGAUUUAUUACGAGAGAAUACAGAUGAAGUAUUUCCUGAUGAACAACUCAGUGACGGUGAGAAUGGUAUCCCUAUUGGAAUCUCACCAGAAAAGUUACCAGAGUCUCCUGGACAUCGUCUUCAGGAAAAGGAUGUGUGGGAAGAAAUGGAUGCUAAUAGGAAAAAGAUUAAAUUGGGCAUCCAUAAAGCUACUACAGAAGAAGAAAACAGUCAUGGGCCAAUUAAUGGAAUGUUUAAUGCACCAAGCCUUGGUUCUCCAAUUAGAGUCCGCUCAGAGACCACACAGCCAGAUCGGGAUGUUCCUCUGGUACGAAAAUUACGAUCAAUCCAUAGUUUUGAACUGGAGAAGCGCCUGACUUUGGAGUCAAAGCCAGAUGCAGACAAAUUUCUGGAAAUCUGCAUGGAGAAAAAGAAAAGAGAGCUUAAUGGUGGCAGUGGCAAAGAACCUGUAAUUCCAGCUUCUCAGAGAAUACGGGUUCCCGCAGCUUCUUCCGGUCAGGAACAUGUCUGGCAUUAUGAUGAAGAGUAUCUGCCUAAAGCUUCCAAGCUGGUUUCAAGUCCUUCUCCAGAACAGGGUGAUGGUGGUGUUAGCAAUGGAUACGUUGCUGUCAAUUUGAAUUCUUGCCAGCAGGAAGUAGACUCCAAGGAAUGGGUGAUUGUUGAUAAAGAGCAGGACCUUCAGGAUUUCAGAACUAAUGGUGCUACAGGGCAUAAAACAACUGGAAGUCCUUCUGAUGAAGAACCUGAGGUACUCCAGGAUUUUGAAGAGUCUCCCCAAGAGGAUAAACUUGGACUUCAAACCAAGCAUACACCUGAUGGAGCAGCACUUGAUUUGGGCGCUGAAUGUCGUGGAAUUGCAGCUUCUGAACAGUUUACAGAUCAACUAGAACUCCCAGUUGGAAUUGCUGGUCAUGCUUUUGCUGUCACACCUACAAGCCUAAUGGAGGCACAAGCAGAAGGGGCUCUUACUCCAGUUACAAUCCCCAGGCCAUCAAUGGCAUCCACACAGUCUACGUCUGAGAGUUUUCAUUAUGGGCAUCAUCUAGACAAGAAAGAUCGGGAUCCUCGCGUUUUGGAACACACAGUUGAACUUUCCUCCCCUAAGGAGAACGUUGCUGGCUUGGUUGAGGCAAAUGGUGCAUUGACUUUUAGCAGCAGUAGAACAGAUUUAAUUCUCAAAUUAGAUUGCAACCAAGGGACACUUGAUAAAGAUGUUGAUGAAGGCAUUGAAAAUCAGAAUAAUAGCCAAACAAAUCUACUUGAACAAUACAUGAAGAAACAAGAAGGAAGGGAAAACAUGAACCUUGUUGAAGGAAUAGAAGACAAAGAGCCUUUCAUUGUUUGUGAAGAUGUUAUUGAAAUACAAAUUAAAGAACCCUGCUUGACUGCUUCAAGAAGCACAGAAUCUGUUUUGGAUGGACCUCAGGUUAUUACAGACCCAGAAGAACCAAGACCUUUGGGUAGCUGCUCCUUACUGAAUCAGGGCACAAAACAGGAAUUACAGAAACAGUCAGCUGCUGAAACAUCAGAUGUUUCUCUGUCAAGAAGUACUGACCUAUUUGCUUACAAACAGGAAAGUCAAGAAAUACAAGUACAUGAAAAUGGCUUCCACGAUGAGGAUAUUGAUCAUGCUAAGGAACUGCAAUGCCAGCAAGUGAAACUUGCCACACUUCUGCAUGAAAAGGAAAAAGAAGAGCAAAGUAUUCAAAGAAAUGGAGAACCAUUCUAUUCUAUUUCAGAGAGUGAAACCUCUAGUCAGUCCAAAAAAGAAUUGGUUAGAUCACCAUUUGUAGCCAGGCAGAGUCGCAUACCGGUUUUAGCACAAGAGAUGGAUUCCUCAUCAGAAUCUUCUCCUGUUUCAGCAAAGGAGAAGCUACUCCUAAAAAAGGCCCACCAAACAGACUUGGUUAGACUAUUGGUAGAAAAGAGACAGCUCAGAUCUUUCCUGGGUGACCUUUCAAGUGCCUCCGACAACUCACUGAAGGAAAAAGUAGUUGCAGGUCCUGUACCGCUUUCAGAAGAUGUAUUGACCUCCUUUUCCAAAUUAACAUUGGACACUCAUUUACGGAGUCAAGUACAAGAGAGCUUUUUGUCAUCAAGUAAUCCUCAACCCAGAAAGAGCAAAAUACCAAGACCUGUAUCUUGGACUACUACAGAUAAUACUAGCAGUUCAAACUCAGCUCAGUUUUUUCCUCGGCCACCCCCAGGAAGGCCACCAACAAGGCCUGGAGUAGAGGUUAGGUUGCGGAGGUACAAAGUGCUAGGAAGUAGCAGUUCUGAUUCAGACCUGAUCUCCCGCCUGGCUCAGAUCCUUCAGAAUGGAUCUCAAAAACCACGAAGCCCUUCACAGUCUAAGAGUCCAGGAUCUCCACAUAGCCCCAAGACUCCACCCAAAAGCCCAGUCAUUCCCAGACGCAGUCCCAGUGCCUCCCCUAGGAGCUCUUCUCUGCCCCGUACUGCCAGUUCUUCACCAUCUCGGGGUGGAAGGCCACACCAUGAGCAGAGAAGUUCAUCCCCACAUCCUGGAAGGAGUAAAUCGCCUCCUAGCCUUUCAGGCUCUUCAUCUUCCAGGAGAUCCUGUCAACAAGAGCACUGCUACAACAAAUCUAGCAAGAACGGUCUGAAAGGAUCUAGUGGCUCUUGCCAUCACUCUUCUAGCAUUAAACCUCCCACUGGGAAGAACAAAACAGCCAAUAAACUUAGCAGAUAGGAACUGAAUCUUGUCAAGUGUCAACCCCCCCCUCCCCAGUCAAACUAUUGCAUGUUGUGUCUGUGUACUAUGUAUUUAAAAAAAAAAAAGAAUCGUCUUCAAAGAUUAGCAAUUAUCCUGACUUUUGGAGAAAAACAACUUUUAAGAUGAAUUAUUUAUAUGGCUCACUUUGUAUAGGAGUGGCCAGGCAUUGCCCAGGAAAGGGCAGCAAGCAGAUCAGGGAAGCUGGAGAGCGGAGAUGGAGCAGCCAGAAAGUCCAUCUGGAAUCACAUUGUUUGGGAGAUUAGUGUUUUAAGAUGAUUUUGCUUUCCUUUUUAUUUAUUAAAACAAUAAGCUGACUCUAGAUGUUCAUCAAGGAAAAUUAUAAAACCUGAAAGAAAUGUACUGGGAUACUACUAUGCUUGAGGUUUAAUCAGCUGCUAUGUUUUUAAAGAUUUUAAAAAGCACAUCAUU
Molecule: messenger RNA, 4290 nt
Organism: Protobothrops mucrosquamatus (brown spotted pit viper)
Lineage: Eukaryota; Metazoa; Chordata; Lepidosauria; Squamata; Viperidae
Gene: TTBK2
Product: tau tubulin kinase 2
Exons: 14
Coding region: 121-3837 (1238 amino acids)
Biological process (GO): peptidyl-serine phosphorylation; cilium assembly; signal transduction
Cellular component (GO): ciliary transition zone; ciliary basal body; cytoplasm
Molecular function (GO): ATP binding; protein serine/threonine kinase activity
Source: RefSeq, a predicted model, not a curated record